GUUCGUUCUUAAACGACACUUCACUAUAUCAGCAGGACUCAUGAGAAGUAAACACACAAACAGUACAGAAGUGGAGCUGAGGUUAUAAACCCUGUAUAACAUGGAUAAACCGGCUGAAAAAGUCGGUGUAUUCCUUUUCUCCUUUUUGUGUGUGUUGGGUUCCUCCAUCUUUGCACUAGGUUCUCAUUUUAAAGGAACCCCGUACCUGCUGCCGCUCAUGCUCACUGGCCGCCUGCUGUUUGGUUCUGGUAAUGGCUCACUGACCAUCGUACAGAACCGGAUCACAGCGUUCUGGUUCCGAGGGAAGGAGUUAGCGUUAGCAUUCGGUCUCACUCUGGCGUUCUCUCGCCUGGGCUCCGUCCUUAAUUUCUUCCUCACCCAGCGCUUCGAGGCUCUUUAUGGCAUGCAGUGGACUUUGUGGGGGGGUACGCUGCUGUGUGUGCUGGGUUUCUUCUCGGCUAUAACCGUCAGUAUCCUGGAUAAAGUUGGAAUGAAGCAACUGGGACUGGAUGGAACGAUACAGGAGGAGUCGCGCAAAGUGAGGGUACAGGACGUACGUUUGCUCUCUCUUCGUUACUGGUUGCUGGUUUUUACCAUCAUGUUUUUUUACAACGGCAUUUUCCCCUUCAUUGCUGACGCCAGUAAGUUUAUUCAGGAUAAAUAUUCGGGUUAUACUCAGAAGGAAGCGGCGUACGUUGCGGGUGCUGUGUACGACAGCUCACUGGUAUUAUCAGCUGCUGUGGGCAUUCUCAUUGACUACGUAGGAUUGCGGGGAGUGUUUGCCUUGUUGUGUGCGGUGUUAACUUUGCCUGUUUUUGGAUUGUUGGCUUUCACCUUUGUCCCCCCACUCGUCUCCACCAUCUGGCUUGGCAUCACCUAUUCAUUUGCUGCGUCGAGCAUGUGGCCUUCGAUCCCUCUGGUGGUCCCUCGCUCCACUCUAGGAACAGCUAUGGGUUUGGCGACAUCUGUACAGAUGAUUGGCAUCGGAGUGUGUAACCUCAUAGUGGGAGAGAUACUGGGGACCAAAAACAGUGAUGCUAAGAUUCCUUUGUGGUGUUGGCAGCGUAUGAUGAUCUUCAUGUUGGCUAACACGAUCAGCUGCAUCUUCACAUCUACUGUACUGAACAUCGUCGACCACAGAGAGGGGGGAACACUAAACAAGAUGACCAAGAGAUCGGCGGUGCAAAGCGAUGAGGCUCAGACUGACAGAGAGCCGCUGGUUAGUGAUGGAGAUGAUACAGGAGAGGAGGACAGGAGCAACAACACCUCUGUCAACUCCUAAACCCCCUAAAGCUGUUAGUGGUUCAAACUAAGACUAGAUCCACACCAACAUGGGUUUAGUGUUUUAUCUACACAAACGUGUUCAGUGUGUUUUUAAAGACAUUAAAUAGACUUUGCACAUAUCACCCUCCUCUAUCUACCAUCUCUGCUUCUCUGGUUUUCUCUGUCUAUAUAUUUUAGGCUUUAAUUUUUCCUGUUCUGUGCUGUAAAUAUCGUGAUGCGAAAGGGAAACGGAUAAACACACACCCGGUCACAUGAGCCAGUAAGAUUGUCCAACCAUGAGGUGUUACAUUACCUAUAAGGCCAAAAGUAUAAUGGAGCUUGUGCACAAUAAGCUUGUUGGGCGUCCCAUUCAAAAACAAAGGCAUUAAUAUGGAGUUCCACCCCUAUAACGGCCUCCACUUUUUCUGGAGGGCUUUGUUUUUUUUUUACAAGAUUUUGGAUUGUGUGCCCAUUCAGGGAAAUGUUAAGUCAGGCAAACAACUGACACGCCAAUUCUUUUAAAAGUGUUUGUUGGCAUUGAGGUCAGGACUUCCUCUGAACUGUUGCCACAAUGUUUUGAGCAUAUCAAUUAGUGUUUACCUGUAAUUACUAAGCACAGCUUAGGUGAUAAGGGUGAUAAUUUUUGUCAUACUUUGUGCACUCAGGUAAAAAUGUGUUGCAUGGAACCUGGUUUAAGUUCUUUUGAUCAGUGACAUGUUUAAUUUUUAUUUGAAUGUGAAUUUUUAUACUGUAAAAUAAAAAAGGUCUACCAUGAA
Messenger RNA from Trichomycterus rosablanca, 2039 nucleotides. RefSeq names its product major facilitator superfamily domain containing 1-like (gene mfsd1l). Gene Ontology annotation, molecular function: transmembrane transporter activity. The record is from RefSeq and is a predicted model, not a curated record. The transcript is spliced from 10 exons. Lineage: Eukaryota; Metazoa; Chordata; Actinopteri; Siluriformes; Trichomycteridae. Bases 101 to 1282 code for a protein of 393 amino acids. Gene Ontology annotation, biological process: transmembrane transport.